Molecule: messenger RNA, 1053 nt
Organism: Brassica rapa (field mustard)
Lineage: Eukaryota; Viridiplantae; Streptophyta; Magnoliopsida; Brassicales; Brassicaceae
Product: aquaporin TIP2-1
Biological process (GO): water transport; transmembrane transport
Cellular component (GO): membrane
Molecular function (GO): water channel activity
Source: RefSeq, a predicted model, not a curated record
AUAAUGUGCAUGUAUAUAUGACGAGACUCCUAUAUAAAUAGAGAAUGGCAUCCAAAAGGUCUUAUAUUUUCUUCAUUAAGCAUCAAAAAAACCCUUGUUACAAAAAAAAAAAACCCUUCAACGUCUUCUUCAUUCUUCAUCUAAAACAAUGGCGGCAGUUGCCUUUGGUUCUUUUGAUGAUUCUUUCAGCUUGGCUUCUCUAAGAGCUUACCUCGCUGAGUUCAUCUCCACUUUGCUCUUUGUCUUCGCUGGUGUUGGUUCCGCCAUUGCCUACGCGAAACUGACGUCUGAUGCGGCUCUUGAUACGCCGGGACUUGUCGCCAUCGCUGUGUGCCAUGGUUUCGCUCUCUUCGUGGCGGUUGCAAUCGGAGCCAACAUCUCCGGUGGCCAUGUGAACCCAGCCGUCACUUUUGGCCUUGCUCUCGGUGGUCAAAUCACACUCAUUACCGGAGUUUUCUACUGGAUCGCUCAGCUUCUCGGCUCCACCGCCGCUUGCUUCCUUCUUAAGUUCGUUACCGGUGGCUUGGCGGUUCCAACACACAGCGUUGCGGCUGGAGUAGGAGCCAUUGAAGGAGUUGUGAUGGAGAUCAUCAUCACCUUCGCUUUGGUCUACACAGUCUAUGCCACCGCCGCUGAUCCCAAGAAAGGUUCUCUUGGAACCAUUGCUCCUCUGGCCAUUGGUCUUAUCGUUGGUGCCAACAUCCUCGCCGCUGGUCCAUUCUCAGGUGGAUCCAUGAACCCAGCACGUUCCUUUGGACCAGCUGUUGCAGCUGGAGACUUCUCUGGUCACUGGGUCUACUGGGUGGGACCACUCAUCGGUGGUGGACUCGCUGGACUUGUUUACGGAAAUGUCUUCAUGCCUUCUUCAGAACAUGUUCCUCUUGCCUCUGAAUUCUAAGCAGAAAAUGCAGUGACUCUUGUUUGAUUUCUUCGUCUCUCGAUAUGUUGCUUUGUUUGGUGUUUGGUGUUUGGUUCGGUUUCGUUGUAUGAAUAUCAUUUAAUGGAAGCCUGUUUGGUUAUUAAUUAAUAAUUAUAUAUAACCAUUCGGUUGGA